AAAGGUGGUGGUGGUGAGGUGUACUUGAUGUGGGAAGAUUUGACAGUUUUGCUUCCAAAGAGUAGUAGUAAUAAUGGCAACAAAUUACAAACAAGAAAGAUUUUGAAUGGAGUGACAGGUUUUACUCAACCUUCAAGGAUUAUGGCUAUUAUGGGUCCUUCUGGCUCUGGAAAAUCUACCCUUCUUGAUUCCUUAGCAGGAAGGCUACCUGGAAAUGUUAUCAUGACCGGGAAUGUUCUUCUCAAUGGCAAGAAAAGAACGCUCGACUAUGGUGCUAUUGCUUAUGUGACCCAAGAGGAUAUACUAAUGGGAACACUCACAGUGAAAGAAACUCUGACAUAUUCGGCCAAACUAAGGCUACCAGGAAGCCUAAACAAACUUCAGAUGAAUGAGAUAGUUGAUGCCACAAUCAUGGAGAUGGGUCUUGAAGAUUGUGCAAAUAACUUCAUUGGCAACUGGCAUUGUAGAGGAAUCAGUAGUGGUGAGAAAAAGAGACUAAGUAUUGCACUUGAAAUCCUCACUCGACCAACACUUUUGUUUCUUGAUGAACCCACCAGUGGCCUGGACAGUGCAUCCGCCUUCUUCGUUGUAAUGACCCUCAGAAGCAUGGUUCGAGAGGCUGGCCUAACCGUUGUCUCCUCAAUCCAUCAGCCAAGUAGUGAAGUCUUUGCGCUUUUUGAUGACCUCAUCUUGUUAUCAGGUGGUGAAACUGUCUUCUUUGGUGAAGCCAAAAUGGCCUUAAAGUUCUUUUUUGAUGCUGGAAUACCAUGUCCGAGUAGAAGAAACCCUUCAGAUCACUUUCUUCGUUGCAUAAAUUCAGACUUCGACAAGGUCAAUGCUACUUUGCAGGGUUCUCAAAGGUGUCGGGUACCAGAUUUUCCUCUACUACGUAUCAUGCAUACAAGUCUGAGUUUAUUUGGUACAAUACAGGACGGGGAAAACAUAUCCAUUACUCAUGCAUUGACAUCAGAGAUCAAAAAAAUGCUCGUUAAUAAGUAUAACUGCUCAGAGUAUGCGACAGCUGCAAGAAAAAGAAUUCAAGAACUCUCCUCAACCGAUGGGCUUACGAUUGAAACGCAAAGUGGGAGUCAAGCAAGUUGGUGGAAGCAACUUACAAUAUUGACAAAAAGAUCUCUCAUUAACAUGUCGAGAGAUAUAGGGUACUACUGGUUGAGGAUAGUGGUCUAUCUUGUUGUUUCACUGUGUGUUGGUACUGUGUUUUUCAACGUGGGCACGAACUUCCACGCAUCAUAUGCGCGUGGAGCUUGUGGAGGAUUUAUCUCUGGAUUUAUGAUAUUUCUGUCCAUUGGAGGCUUCCCUUCUUUCAUCGAAGAAAUGAAGAUAUUCACUAGAGAGAGGCUAAAUGGACAUUAUGGAGUAGGAGUGUUUAUGAUCUCAAACUUCAUCUCUUCUUUCCCAUUCUUGACAAUGAUGUCAUUUGUUACUGCAAUAGUAACAUAUAACAUGGUGAAAUUCCAACCGGGUUUCUCCCACAUUACAUACGCCUUCCUUGAUCUGUUGUUCUCCAUGGCUGUCGUAGAGAGCCUCAUGAUGGUUGUUGCUUCACUUGUUCCUAACUUCAUGAUGGGAAUCAUUGUCGGAUCAGGUUUCAUUGGUGUAAUGAUGAUGACUGCAGGUUUCUUCCGUCUCUUCCCUGAUCUUCCAAAGCUGUUUUGGAGGUAUCCAGUCUCUUACAUCAAUUCCUUGUCGUGGGCACUACAGGGAGCAUACAAGAAUGACAUGGUUGGUCUGGAAUUUGAUGCUCCAUAUGACGGAGAAACAAAACUUUCUGGUGAAUUCAUUUUAACGACUAUGCUUGGUGUUUCACUUGAACACUCGAAAUGGUGGGACUUAGCUAUUGUUGUAGCCAUUCUCAUCUUGUACAGAUUGCUAUUCUUUGUUAUACUCAAGUUCAAAGAAAGAGCCACGCCCGUGUUUUGGAAACUGUAUGCCAAGAGAACCCUGCAACAUCUCAACAAGAGACCUUCUUUCAGGAAAACAUCUUUUUCUCCACAGAGACACCAACCAAUGAGUUCACUAUCUUCUCAAGAGGGUCUUAAUUCUCCACCGUAUUGA
Molecule: messenger RNA, 2076 nt
Organism: Erigeron canadensis
Lineage: Eukaryota; Viridiplantae; Streptophyta; Magnoliopsida; Asterales; Asteraceae
Product: ABC transporter G family member 12-like
Exons: 9
Coding region: 28-2076 (682 amino acids)
Cellular component (GO): membrane
Molecular function (GO): ATP hydrolysis activity; ATP binding; ABC-type transporter activity
Source: RefSeq, a predicted model, not a curated record